AUAUAUAUAUAUAUAUAUAUGUAUGUCUGUCAGGAAAAAAAGUACUUCUACUUUUUUUAACUCUUUCAACGCCAUUGACGAGAUAUCUCGUCAAUUAAGAGACAACGCUUCCCCGCCAUUGACAAGUUUUUACGGCAAUCCGUGUUCUAGGUGUAUUAUGGUAAGGAAAGCCCUAGCGCAUGUCCUGAAUGAGUUACGGGACUUCCGGGUCUUUAGGGUGCGAAUAGAAGACGAUCGGCAUACAUGGAAGGAUCAGAGAAAAUGUAGAUCAUAUAUAGAUCAUAGCCUAUGUAGAUCAUGCUUUGACCAUUUUGAAUCUGAUCGGGAUGAUGUAGUCAGUGAGAGAGAUGCAUUUACAGACACAGAAACAUCUGUAGUUAUAACCGAUCCGUCGAUCUGAAUAGGGGUGUGUGUGUGGUGUGUGUGUGUGGGCUCUAUCUAUCUAUCUAUCUAUCUAUCUAUCUAUCUAUCUAUCUAUCUAUCUAUCUAUCUGUCUGUCUGUCUGUACAGUAUAUGUAUGCAUAUGUAUGUAUGUAGCCUGUGUGUGUGUAUAAUCAUAUGUAUGUGUAUGUUUGUGUGUGUGUGUGCACGUGUUUGUGUGGACGUGUGUGUGUGUGUGUGCAUGUACAGUAUAUGUAUGCAUAUGUAUGUAUGUAGCCUGUGUGUGUGUGUAUAUAAUCAUACAGUAUGUAUGUAUAUGUUUGUGUGUGUGUGUGUGUCUGUUUGUUCUGUUUAUUGAAUGCAAUUUAAAUUAUUCAUAUAAUUAUUUACAGGUGAAAGAAUAUGACAUCUGAAUGUAUUUUGCAUUAAAAUGCACUACUUUGAUAAAAAUGCAUUUUUCUCAGUUUUUUGUCCAAAAUGUUGUAUUUUUGAUGGUACCCACCUGUAUUCAAAUGGUCAUAAAACAUGAACACAUGAAGAUAGAAUAAAAUAGUUUGUUUUUGUUUAAAAGCUGAGGCUUUGUUCAAUAUUUUGAUAUAUAAUAUGUUCUUAUAUUCAUAGCAGAAAAUAUUCUGAGGGCCGUCAAAGUUAGGUGAAAAUCAUCAAAAACGCUGGCGGUGGCUGGAAACUUUUUAAAAAAACGGUACAAGAGUUAAUACUUGAGUACAAUUUAAAGUUGUACUUUUUUUUACUUUUACUCAAGUAUGUUUUUGGCCAGAUACUAAGCAGCAGAGAAGAGCAGCAUGCCCCUUUAAUGCAGUACAGCAUAUCAGGGGUGCAAACUUGUCACCUUUCGGCGAAAUUCGCCGUUUUCACCUUGAAAUAGGUCAUUCACGUGAAUCGUGUAGAUCUGUUAAAAAAAAAAACAAUUGGGGGGGUUGGGGGGAUUGGGUGUGGGUCGUCGUAUCUGCGAGUCAUCUGUGUCACGUCACCUGUAGCGUUUCUUUCCCUGUUGGCAAAGGAAUGGACCCGCCCUACUCUGCCUCUGAUUGGCUUACCUUAAAUGUUCUUUCCCUCAUUGAACCAAUCUCACUCCUGAAGCCUAACUUUUAGACGCUGCAGGCAACUGUCCAUAUUUCCAGAGGCUACGUAAAACGUGAAGGAACAAGCUAACGGUAAGCAACUUAUUUUUGAAGUAAUUGGGCUAUGUUGAUGGUUAGAUUAGCCUGUCUGUAGCUAGCUAAAUUAAGUUUGCUGUAGAGCAGGAUGGAAUGCAUUUGUACCUGCUGUAAAUUAUUGUGUUCCAGUUUACAUGGUGAUUACCGCGUGAGGCUGCUGUUUUUUUUUUUUUUUUGCGUGAGGCUGCUGUUGCGAUAGCCAUGAAGUUGUAAGUUACGUUAUCGCUACAUUAAUUCGCUACCCUUUGCAAAAAUGCUCCUCAGUCUCAAUCUUAACAUUUGCGCUAAGCCAUAGCUAAGUGUCAGCCUGUAACAGCCUGUUUCAAGAUGGAGAAACACCUCGCGUUUAGCCCGUCAGCUGCUUCAAAAAUUUGAGUGCUGAAAUGAAGAUUUACAGUGGUUUAUUUGCCCUGACUAAGUUUAUGUAACAUCUUAACAACAAUUCUUGUUGAUUGUAGACCAUAGUUGUCGCUCAAACGUCUUUUAAUCAUAUAAAAGGUGUUUAUCCUUGAAUGGUGCACUGCAAAAAAUGCUUUCCUACUUAGUGUUUGUCUUGUUUCUAGUCCAAAUAUCUAAAAAUUCUUAAAUCAUUUUUACAAUUAUUGUAAAAAUUAUUGUCUUGUUUUCAGAAAAAAAUAAAUCAAAAUUAAGUAAGUUUUUCCUUAAAACAAGCAAAAUAAUCUGCCAAUGGGGUAAGCAAAAUAAUCUUAUUUCAAACUGAAAACAAGAUUAUUUUGACACUUGAUUUUUUUUCGAAAAAAAAAAAAAAUAUGAUUUGAUUUAAGAAUUAUUAGAUAUUUGGACUGGAAACAAGACAAAAAAUGUAAGAAAAGCAUUUUUUGCAGUGUGUAACAUAUUCUCCCUAUAAAGCAGAUUGACUUGCCAUUGUGUGAAAUGUGCUAUGUGAAUUAACUUUGCACUGAUGAGUUUGCACCCCUCCAUAAGCUUGAUAAACUGUAAGCAUUUACGCUUACCUACAAAACACCCACUGGCUCCACACCCCUUUAUCUAAAUUAACUACUUCAGAUGUAUGUGCCCCCCAGAAGCUUGCGUUCUGCUAGUCAACAGUGCAUUAUAGUGCCAUCCCAACGAAGCACAAAAUCACUUUUCACAGACUUUUUCACAGACAGUUCCCUGCUGGUGGAAUGACCUGCCGAGCAGAACUCGAGCUAAGCAGAGCUCGAUCCAAGCAGCUGAGUCUUUAGCCAUCUUCAAGAAACAGCUAAAGACACAUCUCCUUCGUCUACACUUGACCUUCUAACACUAGCGCUCUCUGUUCUAUUUCUAUUUUAUCUACUUGUUUUAUUUUUAUUUAUUUAUUAAAAAAAGUAAACAAACAAAAACUUGACGCUUUAAUGCUAGCGUUCUCUAUUCCUUUUCUAUUUACUUAUUUUGAUUUCGAUCUAUCUGUCUUUAUCUAUUUAUCUAUCUAUCUAUCUAUCUGAAGAAGUACUGAUUAUGUGCUUUAUUUAGUGUUAAAUGUUAAUGUGCGUUUGAAAAUUAUUUUGUGACCUUUAUAGCCAUACUGCCAAAACUGUGAACUCAGUGGGAACCAACAAGUGAAUUCCAUGACAAAGAUUGUAUCAAUCACUCUGGGUUUUUCAUCAUUUUAAAAUGGUUUAAUAAGUAAGGAAUAAGUGACGAUGCGCCGUUGAAUUAUUAGAAAAUAAUGCUCAAUGAGAAGCGGAGUGGUGGUUAAACCUCGUGUGUGCAUUAUUUGUUAUUCCCCAUUUACUUGUUCUAUUUUUAAUUCUUCUUUUUAUCAUCUGUGUUUUUGUUCUGUCACUGUCACUCUGCGCUGUGGAAGUUUCUGUCACAAAAACAAAUUCCCCGUAUGUGUAAACAUACCUGGCAAUAAAGCUCAUUCUGAUUCUGUAAUAAUUAAACGGACCUAAAUUGUACUAUGGUUACCACACGAGACAUUGUUUAUAAGGAUGCACAAUAUUUUGCAUGCGAUUGUCAUACAUUAAAUGCCGCUCCAUUUGAAAACAGGUGAUGGAGAUUUAGUAAUAAUCACAUAACCGGCUUUACUGACGAGAUGCGCAUGACAAUCGCAUGCGUUAUAUUGUGCAGCCCUAAUUGUUUAGAUGUUAUAUUUUUAGGGCUGCCCUCGACUAAAGAUUUUCAUGGUUGACUAGUAGUCGUUCAUUUUAAGCAUUAGUCGACUAAUCGCACAUUUAUUAAUUUAAAUAAUUUAAAUCAUUAUAAUGAGCCUUUAAUUGCCUACAUAGCCUAUAAGCGCUCAAGCAAACGCAUAAAGCUUGCCACAGCGCACCACAGAAGCUAAUGAUUAUGAAUGUGUCAGGGAAAAACAGUAAGGAGACUGUAUUAACUUUUUAAUAAUUCAUUGAUCAACUAGUGCUUUCUUUGUUUUCGGUUUAAGAGAUGAAGUCAGCGACACUGACUCGUCAUCUCCACAGUAGUGACUGUGCCUUUGUGCAUGUUUCAUGCAGAUUACAUCAUCGGAGAUUAUUUGUUUUCCAUUUGAAUUGGUUUAUUUUAAAGUAGACCUUUCACUCUCUAUAGAUAUUUUUUUUAUGUCUGUAAGCAGGGCCUAAAACUUUUUGCCACACCUGCUAAUGGCCGGUGACGAUAAAAUUUACCGGCCAAAAUAUUUUUUUACCGGCCAUGAAACUCUUUUUGCAAAAACAGGCAGUCAUUACUACUACAAUGACUAAACAUAUUUACAAUUUUUUAAAUUUGUCCUUUACUUUACUUACAAGAAAAAAAACAAACAGAUUUAUUGAUUUAUCUUUUCUUUUUUUUUUUUUUUGUCCCUCAAAAACGUUGAGAUUCUUGUUCGGCAAACAGAGCAGGCCAUCGUGUUAUGCCUGUUUCACACACACUCAGUUUGCAGUGCGAAUGUGGUGCGUAUUUUUUCCACACCCAUGUUUACUCAACAUUAGCUUCACUUGAGGGUCAUAUUGAAUUUAAAAUUCAAGGGGGUAGGAGCCGUCCCAAUCUCUUUUUGGGGGGACCUAUAAAAUUUGAAAUUAAAUUGAAAUCUAAAAUCUAUAAAAGGUUAACAUUAGUGCUUUCUGUCAAUCGAUAAAAUUAAUUAAUCAUUGUAAUUAAUCGCAUAUUUAUAUUGUCAUAAUUUCACAUUGAACCUCCAAAUUAAUGUAGAAACAACAUAAAGAUAGUAUAUUUUAAAUAUGUUUUUAAUGGCAUCUUUUUACUAAGUAGCCUAUUAUUAAUGAAGUAUUGAUACCAAUACUGCUACUGCAUGGUGUCUCUAUUAAAUGCAUUUUCCCUCAAUUUUCCUAUUAAUUAUAGCCAUUCAACAUAACAGUAUAAUUGAAAGCCAUUAUUUUUUACAUUUAAUAAGCUCUGAAAUAUUAAGUGAUUUUAAAACAAUCUUCACAUAAUAAUAUGCACAAUAAUUGCAUAUGCGUAAACUAUACAGAUUAAUCUGUAUUAAUCAGCGACUAGAGCAGUCGAAUGAUUUCUCUUUUUCUUUUGUUCCUUGAUUUACAUCAAUGACAGACCUCAGCUGUCACUGUCUCUUUAAAACCUGAUGCACAUGACACGGAUCUGACACAUAUCCUAUUUUCUCCAAACUCUUUAUGGUCAUUUAUAUGACUUUAUAACACAUUUAAGACUUCGUUUACGAGGUAACUGGCCAAAACCACGUAUUUUGACAUAAUUGUGUGUGUUUUCAUUCGUUGAAGCGCUACUGGUGCGCUGUGUACUGCGGCUCGGUGUAUGUGUACAGACCAUGGUACAGCCAAACGUAGCCUACUGCACCAUUUAGGCGGCGUAACCCCAGGUAGGGUUAAUCUUCCGAAAUGAAGCAGCAAUAUCUUCUCAGGUAAAAGUUGUUAGAACCAUGUCUAGGGACAAGCUGGCCAUCACACUGCUGCUGACCUUAUCAGCCCAUUUGUAUCCUAUUAUUUGAUUCACUCUUGUCGCUUAUAACAGAACAGCUAACCAAUCACGAUGAGCUCAUCUUCGGAAAAUGAGUGAAAAAAUUAUUUUAUUCACUUGCAUCAGAAACAGUGAAUCCCUUUUAAACCUGGCAGUUGUUUUCACUACAUUGCAUUGCUAUAUUUUGGAAAAGUUUUACCCGCCAACUGGCGACUGACACUGUUACAUUUACUCGCCAACGUCAAUUUUUACUCGCAUUUGGCGCUUGGCGAGUGUUAAUUUUAGGCCCUGUCUGUGAGGCAAACAUUCACGGAGUUUCGCGCUCAAGUUUUUGUUCUGGGAAAAAAUACGGCAGAAAGCGCAUCCUGUUGCUUUCAUUAUUUUACAAAAGCACAAUGUUUUUUUGUUAUUGUGAGUGCACACAAAUAAACGUAGAGUCUUUAUAAAUUCGAAAGAUGUAUUUCUCUUAUAUGUAUAAGCAAAAAUUAGGAAGUAUUUUAGGAGUAAGUAAGCGCACCGGUGCCUCUAUCUGUCCUGCAGUGAGCGCGCUACUGGUCAGCUUCCACACUCCGCACAGACACUUCAAUAGCGCAUAUUUCUCUAGGUUAACUUUAAAGCGAGUGGCCAUGUAAAGUUGCUAAUACUUACAUCUUUCAGAUGAAAAACCACAUUUGAGGUCGAUGAAUGAUAGGCAAGCAUUUUGGAUGUCCUGCCCGAUGUACUGAAUUACCAUAGACCAGCCGUUAACAAUCUGCGUGACUUCACCUGUGGAUUUUUUUUUUCUGCGACUAAGUGACCAAGCCUCUUCUGGUCGACUAACGGUUAGUCGACUAUUAGGGGGCAGCCCUAUAUAUUUUAAUACAUUCGUCAGGUUUUUGUCCUUAAAACACUCUUGUGCAUUUGAUUAUUUUCUUACACAUAUCAUCCCACUCUUCCGUUGCUAAUUCCGAGAGAGAGAGCGAUUAAGCAUGUGUGAAUUACCUUAGAAUUAUCUCUGUGCAUCUCGCAGCAGUCUCCACUAAUAACACAAAUCUGUAAGUUCAUCUGCUUCAAAAAUGCCAUUAUUACCUCGCUAGUGAGAAAUGACAAGUAGCUUUUAAGUUGCUAAACUAUUUUACUGAUAAAAUUGUCAGAGCAGCACUGUCAAUAUGUUUCUGUGUGGGUGUGUCUGUAGUAGGGCCGCACAAUAUAUCGCAUGUGAUAUUUAAUGCGCAUCUCGUCAGUAAAGCCGGUUCUGUAAUCAGCGGUAAUUUACUUCACGUGUGUGAUUUCACAUGGAGCAGCAAUUACUACACAGCGCCGCUGUUCACUGACAGGCUGUGCAAAUCCACAUUGAUAAUGAACGUGGAUUUGCGCAGCUUGUCAGUGAACAACGGUUCUGUGUUUUUGAGAAACAAAGGACAAAUAUUUAAUUCGAUCGCUCAGGCAUGACACCGAAAUGAGGCACCAAAAUCUGCGUUCUGAUUCAGUUCUAGUACAUAUGGUUACAUAGGUACCGGUGCCAUACUGGACACACACAAAACAUCCAAAAGAACCACGUGGCACAGCCCAAAUGGAGAGCAUCAUAAUCAGAUAGACUACAUCAUGGUGCAGAGGCGCUUCUGGUCCAGUGUAAACAUUGCCAGAACACGAAGCUUCCCAGGAGCUGACAUCGGAAGUGAUCACGAUCAAAUUCGACCUUGAAAAGCUGAAAGACCGCAAAGUAGCACAAGUCUUCCAAGCAAUGAUAGGAGGGAAAUUUGCAGUGCUCAAUAUUCUAGAUGCUGAUGGCACAAACAGACACAGUGGUGGAUAACUUCAACACAGCAGUGUUUGACUCAGCCAAUGAAAUCUUUGGCGAAUAUCGCCCUGUCAAGAAGCCCUGGGUCACAGCUGAUAUACUUGAUUAUGCGACAAGCGUAGGGAGCUGAAGAAGAUGGAAGAUGCAGAAGGAGCAAAGCAAUAAAAAGCAGUUAAUCAGGCAAUCAAGAAAGGCUUGAUAAAAGCAAAGGAGAACUGGAUUGAAGAGCGGUGCCAGGACAUUGAAGAUAGCCUGAAGAAGAAUAACAGCAAGAAAGCAUACCAUCUGGUGAAAGACCUGACCAACACAAAGCAAGGCCGAACACCAACCAUACAAGACAAGGAUGGUAAUUGACCAUUCGCAAAGACCCGCCCCCUUAGUUACUGUUGCUAUCCCCAACAAACAAUGCUGCUCUCACACUACACAUCAUGUUCUCACGCAGUGAAAAAUGCAUCGCAGUGCAAAGAGGAAACUGACAACGUGCAGAUAGACAAUACAGAGCAGGUUACUUCUGGUAUGAAACAAGGUCUCAGGACUCUCAGUUUUAAAAUUGUCAUUUUUAAAGAAAUUCAAACAAUAAAUAAUGUUUCAUGAGUUCAUAUUUACAUAUAGUUAGCUGGAAUAUAGUAAUGCGUAUUUGGUGUGCUGCCCGGGAAGGGCUCAGAGCUCGGGAAUGGCCCGAACCCAGAGUACCUCACAAAAAGCAAUUGAGUGUAGGACAGCCGCCAGACUAAAGAACCCCCCCAAAAUACGCACUGAGAUCUGGCAGGGGGCUGGUUUCAAGAAGCCGCCUGUUUGGUGGGCCGGAAGAGCCUACGUGCCCAGCUACGAGCCGGGAGAACUCUCGCCAACAUCUGACGAGAGAUCAAGGCUCACUGCAUCAGACGGGUAAGCCUUACCGGGCGGGUAGAGAGAAAAGGAAAACCUGACUGGGAGGGCUCUUACAGCAUCCAAUGGGAGAUCGAGACUCAGGACAUCGAACGGGUAAGCCUCGCUAGGUGGGGGGAAAAGAUGUGAGGUUUGGCUGAGAGGGUUCGGAUAGUGUUCGGCGGGAGGUUGAAACCCAUGGCUUCGGACGGCUGAGCCUUGCCGACCGUCCGACGGAAAGGUAAAGUUGGGUGGCUGGGAGACUCUCACCGACAUCCGACGGGAGGUCAAUACUCACUGCAUUGGAUGGUUGAAAGGCCAAGAUUGCUUGACCGGAAGGCUGUAGUAGCAUUCGACGGGAGUUCAAUACUCGGGGCACGAACGGGUAAGCAUCACAGGUAGUCGAAAGAAAAAUGUAUCCAGAGGGCUCUUGCCGCGGUCGACCGGAGUUCAAUACUCGCAGCAUCGGACGGAUGAGCUUUGCUGGUAGUUGCCACUUUGCCGGAGCAUUGCCACUCCCUCGCAUAUAGUCUUUUGAUCACAAAACAUGUAUUGAAAAAUUUAAAUCAAUAUAUUGUUUUCUGUGAAUGAGUAAGCAGAAUUAUUUUCACAUAAUUUUGAAGUAAAUAUUCUAGCCUACAAGACUGAUUACUCAAAAGUCUUAUUCAGAACUAUUUAGUGUGGGUUUUAAGGCCUUAUUUCAGCUACAUUUUUUUCCCAAAACUUACUAACCAUGCAUAAUAUUUUUUUUCUAAAAAAUGCAAACAUGUACAUCCAUCUUGGUCACAUAUUAUUGUAUAUUGUAUAUUAUUGUAGCACAGUUUGUACUGAAUACAAAAAAAAAAAAUACAUUAUUGGUCAAUAGUACGUUUUAAGUAGCUGAAAUAAGCACAAAUAUCAGGGCAUGUCAAAACAUCUCAAGGGCCCCAAAAUGACCUCAGACCCCAGAGGGUUAAAGGGCAUGCUGCCCCAUGUUAUUUCAGAAGGUCUUUGCUUUAAAGCUGUUAGGGUAUUGGGAUGUUGCUUGCUUUUAGGGCUUAUCUAGUGCUCAGUAUCAUGUUUGUUGCUAGACCUGCUUGUUGCUUUAAGCUAUUGGUUGUUACUGCAAGAGCUGGUACUUGGUUAAAUUUGCAACAGCAAGAAGCUAAUGUUUAAGUUGUUGUUUAGGCCAGAGGUCCCCAACCCCCGGGCCGCGGACCGGUCCCGGUCCGUGGGUCAUUUGGUACCGGGCCGCACAGAAAGAAUAAAUAACUUAUUUAAAAAAAAAUUUAAAAAAAAAAAAAAACUGACUGUUCUCUGCUUAUGUAAUUAGUAUGAAAUGUGCAUGUGUGUAUGAAAUGUGCAUUUCUCUCUGGCGCGUUCACUACUGCGAAGAUCGCGAGUCAGCAUCUCAACUUCAAAUUCUCUCCGUUACAUCCGUCUAUGACUCACUCUUGGCGCAUAGCAACGCUUGUUUAGGUCACGUGAUACGUUACCGCUAAAAAUAAACCCACAAGCUACCAAAAUGAGUAAGAAACAAACGUCUCUGGAAAGCUUCUUUGCGAAGGGGAAACGGCCCAGUGAGGAGACAGAAGAAGAGCCUACGACUUCCAAGAAAAAGAAAGCUGCAUUUAACAGACAAUACCAGGAGUCCUACUUGAAAUAUGGAUUUAUCGCAACAGGUGAUUUACACGCACCAAGCCCGCUCUGCAUAAUAUGUGGCAACCAGCUCUCUAAUGAGGCAAUGAAGCCUUCAAAAUUGCUUCGCCACUUGGAGACCAAGCACCCCGCAUUAAAAGACAAGCCUUUUGAGUAUUUUGAAAGAAAAAGUGUGAACAAGAAGGCCAGAAGCAAUUACUGAGGGCCACCACAUCAAUAAAUGCGAGUGCACUGAGAGCAUCAUACUUGGUGGCUAACCGUAUUGCUAAGGCUAAGAAGGCAUUCACUAUUGGUGAAGAAUUGAUCCUUCCCGCCACAAAAGACAUUUGCCGUGAACUUCUAGGAGACGCUGCGGUUAAAAAGAUAGCACAGGUGCCUCUUUCGGCUAGCACCGUCACUCGGCGCAUUGACGAAAUAGCAGAGGACAUUGAAACACAAUUGUUGGAGAGGAUAAAUACAUCACCGUGGUAUGCACUCCAGGUUGACGAGUCUACAGAUAUUGACAACAAGGCAAUACUACUUGUUUAUGUGCGAUAUCUUUAUCAGGAGGAUGUGCAUGAGGAUAUGUUAUGUGCACUAUCGUUGCCAACCAAAACCACAGCCGCAGAACUAUUCAAGUCGCUGGAUGACUAUAUAUCAGGAAAACUGAAAUGGUCAUUUUGUGUUGGCAUAUGCACAGACGGAGCUGCUGCCAUGACUGGACGGCUGUCUGGUUUAACUGCUCGGAUUAAAGAGGUUGCACCUGAAUGUGAGUCUACGCAUUGUGUAAUUCACAGGGAAAUGCUGGCUAGCUGAAAAAUGCCACCGGAACUUAACAGUGUAUUGAAUGAUGUUGUUAAAGUUAUUAACCACAUCAAAGCACACGCCCUUAACUCGCGUCUUUUCGAGCAGCUUUGUGAGGAGAUGGACGUGGAGCACAGGCGCCUUCUCUUAUACACAGAAAUAAGAUGGUUAUCCCGAGGGAGAUCGCUGGCCAGAGUGUUUGAAUUACGAGAGCCGCUGCAGAGAUUUCUCUCAGAAAAAGUCACCGCUGGCAGCACAUUUUAGUGACGAGGAAUGGGUCGCAAAACUCGCUUACUUAUGCAACAUAUUCAGCCUGCUUAAUGAACUCAAUCUGUCACUUCAGGGGAAAAUGACAACAGUCUUCAAGUUGGCUGAUAAAGUAGCUGCAUUUAAAGCCAAACUGGAUUUGUGGGGACGUCGCGUGAACAGAGGUAUAUUUGACAUGUUUCCAACAUUGGCGGGGAUUUUGGAAGAAACUGAGCCCGAGCCUUCAUUCUCCCAGCUGGUGCACGAUCACCUGUCUUCGCUUUUAAAAGAGUUUGAGCGCUACUUCCCAACCACAAAAGACCCACGGACUGCCAAGGAAUGGAUUCGUGACCCAUUUGUCAACAAACCAGGUGAAUCCAGCAUGUCUGUGCAAGAAGAAGAUCAACUGCUGGAGAUCGCAAAUGACGGCAGCCUUAAAAGUAUGUUCGAGACAACAACUCUGCCGAUGUUCUGGAUAAAAGUCAUGACAGAAUACCCUGAGAUCGCCACAACAGCACUGAAAACCCUGUUGCCAUUUCAGACAUCCUAUCUGUGUGAAGCGGGGUUUUCCGCAGUGACAGCAACCAAAACAAAACUACGGAGUAGACUGGACAUAAGCAACACACUUCGGGUGUCCUUGUCUCCCAUUAGCCCUAGAUGGGACCGUCUCGUUACAGAGAAACAGGCUCAGGGCUCCCACUGAUUCAGCGUUAUAGUGAGUUGUAUUUUUCAUGCCUUUUAUAAUUGUUUUUGUGGUGUAUCUUAUUUUGAAGGCAUGUUUUACGUUGCCAUAGCGACCAGAGAGCGUUAGGGGCAGAGAGGAUGUUACUCAUGUUAUGUUGUUGGCGCUGCUAAUAAAGUUGCGAGUAAGCCUACACAUUGGAUUCACGUUUAUUAUAAUAUUUAAAAAAUACCCCAGUUUUUAUGCUGGUCGUAUCAUUUUAUUUUGUUGUUUUUAUCCGCCACACCUUAAAGGCCGGUCCGUGAAAAUAUUGUCUGAUAUUAAUCCGGUCCGUGGCGCAAAAAAGGUUGGGGACCGCUGGUUUAGGCCAUCUGAUUGUUCUCGAAAUAUGCUUGCUGUUUCUGGCUCAUCUAGUUAUUGGGACUGCUAUUUCCUUAAGUUUCUCUGACUACUGCAACAUGCUGUGAUUAAGCAAGGAACAUGCUUGUUGCAAAGCUGUCGAGUGUAUUGGUAAGGGUUUCUGUCUUCAUUCAUGUGGGUUGUCAGAUUGAGGACACGUAACAUAACGAGCACAAUGUCAAUGGGAGACGACAAACCUGUAAACUGAUGAGUUGAUUUGAGUUAUUAUAUGCUGUUUUUAAAUGGAUGCUGAAGCUUUUAGGCCAGGUAGAACCUGCGAUCUCUCUGAACCGUUCAUUGCUCGCUUCUAUGGCUGCAGUAUGCUGUGUUUGCUGCAAAUUAGGCUGCCAAUUUUAGUGGGUUUUCUGCAUCUUUUUCAGGUAUUGCAUUAAAGGGGCUUGCUGCUCUUCUUAGCUGCUUAUAAAGAAGAACACCCCCUUCAUUGCCUUCUCCUGUAAGGGGCUGCUGCCCCAGUCUCUGCUAUUUCAGAAGGAUAUGCUUCUUUCAGAAUGCCAUCAGUUGUGGUUUGGGCGGUUCUGGCCUAUCGUUUGUGUUGGUGGGGUUAUUAUUGCUGCUCUCCCUGCUCAUUCAUGAUGGGCUGCGUGGAUGGGCAGAAACUGUUCAGUUUUUACACAGAACAGAACCAUACUGCCCAAACCAAAACUUUAUGCUAAAUAUCUAUCAUUUUAACGAUUAGUUAGUUAGUUCUGGCAGGUCACGUGAGUCAAGCUUGCAUCGGCUGAUUCUCAGUUGAUCACAUCUACCUAUAGAAAUACGACACCUAUCGCGGCAUUCCUAUAUAAGCUCUAUUCAGAAUUAAUCAGCAGUUUUUUCUGCUUACUCAGAAGCAAAUCACCCUCCUCCAUCCCCAACUCCUCCUUUCGCACAGUCAGGACUUGGCUUUCUGAUAUUCCUUGCUGAAUCAGACUUCUUUUCUUGAAUAAUGUUACACUUAAAUAUCAUUAAGUACAUUAAUGAUAUCUGCUUUGUUCUAUUCUCUAUAUAUCUAUAUAUCACCAUAUAGAUGUUUAGGUGAAACUCCUUCCGGGUCGGGAACGCUGUGCGCGUUUGGCUGCCGCUCUGUACCUGGACUGCUUUUUCUGUAUGUUUUCACCCCUCUGCUGGACUAUUUUUGUUUCAUGUACUCCACCUCUUAUUGUUGGCGCUGGUGACUGGUACUUUUAAGUUCUGCCACGGGCCGCUGCGAGCUCUCUGCCCUGUUACGUCUUCCACGGCGUCUGGUUCAUCGGCUGGGUGAGUUGCCGCUCGCUCUGUCAGUUGUGGUGUAUACUACUGCUCGCUAUUUGGGUAUGCUGCUUCCCAUUUAGUUUGCAGUUUCUGUGAUGUGACGUUCGGGCUUGGCUAAUGUGGCUUUCACUCUGGUUGGCAAUACCUGUUAGUACCAUAAUGCCUCGGGCAAUAGCUUUCCUUUUUUGCUUUGUCUCUUUCCUUUUGUCUGUAAUGGAGUUUGAAUAUACAUCAUCUCAGUUAAGAACUCUGAAUUGUCGCUCGCGCCUCGACCCGGCGAUGAAUGACUACUGUCGGCGGCUAGGGAUUCUCCGACGCCCUCGAUAUUUACAUCGCUCCCCACGUAUCUUCAUUCAUAGCUCUCGCUCUAAGCCUGAUGCUCUUCCGUGCAUCUGGUCUGACCGUCGGAAAUCAUCCAAACCAAGUGCAUCCCCUACUAACAGCUCAUUACAUCGCUCUCUGAUUCAUCUCACUGGUAAUAACUGUCAACUAACAUCGUCGUCAAAUUCAUCUGCCUCAUACUGUCACGCUGCUCUUUUGAACUGUCUUUCCAUCUCGGAUAAAGCCCCUUACCUCAACGAACUCAUAACUGACAAUACGCUUGACUUUUUGUUUCUCACAGAAACUUGGCAAGUUCCUGAUGACUUACUGCAGUUAAAUUUACUCACGCCAUAUGGAUAUAAGCAGUUGUCCAGGCCAAGACUGCAUGGUAAAGGGGGUGGUCUCGCCUGUCAUCUACCAUGAUGAUCUCCGUAUCACACAACUCGACUUCCACGACACCGAUACAUUUGAAUAUAUGGUUCUGAAGGCUGACUCUCUUACUAUCAUCCUACUCUGUCAUCCUCCUAAAGCAUUUUCAAACUUUUUUUCCCAACUUAGUGAACUGUUAUCCCUUGCCUGCUCCAUGUCUUCUCCUGUUCUCCUGCUUGGUGACUUUAAUAUACAUGUUGAUGUUGUUUUCUCUAACACCACUCAACUACUGUCUGUUUUUGAUUGCUUUAAUUUGUCUCAGCAUGUUAAUUUUCCUACUCAUUCUCAUGGUCAUAUCCUUGAUUUGAUCUGUACCUCAGGGGUUGGUAUUUGUUCCAUCUCUUCCUCUGAUACUGGUAUCUCUGAUCAUAAACUCAUAGACUUUCACUUUAGUUUGCCUAUACAUGAUAAAUCUGUAAAGACUGUUAUAUCCUACCGUAAUUGUAAUAAUGUUGAUGUCACAUCAUUUUGUUCCUCUAUUGCUUCCUCUAAUCUUUCUGAUGUUUUUGAUUUAUCUUCUCCUUCACUGAUUCUUUCAAAUUUUAACUCCAUAUUAUCUGAUAUUUUGUCUGUACAUGCUCCUGUUAAGACUAGAACUGUUCCUUCUACUCAUACUUCUCCCUGGUUUACCCCCGACCUUCACAUCCUCAAGAGCUCCGGUCAACGGCUUGAGCGUCUCUAUAGGAAAACUGGCCUCACUGUUCAUCACCAAGCCUUUCUUGAACAUCUCAAAAGUUACAAAUCUGCCUUACACUUAGCGCGCUCUAGUUUUGUUUCUGCCAUGAUUAAUAAAGCUAGUAACAGGCCAAAAGCACUAUUCGACACAGUAAAUAAACUUACCAAACCCCCACCUAAUGAUAUUCAGCUGAAUUCUGCUACUCCUUUCUAAAUCAUCUUCUAGACAAGACGGAUGCCGUCCACCAGGGCUUUUCGAACAGCACUAUCAAUUUUAACUUUGAGCCUAAUCUCUCUGGUCAUUCCCUAUCCUGCUUUUCUCUUACUAAUCCAUCCUCGGUCUCUGAGCUUAUUUCAAAAUCCAACUCCUCUUCCUGUCGACUAGACCCAGCUCCUACUUCUCUCUUAAAACAGUGUCAUUCGGUCAUUUCUGCACCUAUCUCUCAUUUCAUAAAUGCUUCGCUUGUCACUACUACUUUUCCUCAGUCACUUAAAAUCGCUGCAGUUAUCCCAGUUCUCAAAAAACCAACCAGGGUUCUGUUCUGGGGCCUUUGCUGUUUAUUAUUUACAUUUUACCACUGGGUCAGAUACUACAGCGUCACGGCUUUAGCUAUCAUUUUUAUGCUGAUGACAUUCAAAUCUACACGUCAUUCAGGCCUUCCCUAUCCACCCAAAUCAACAAAAUUUCUGUUUGCGUGCAGGAUAUUAAAACUUGGCUUAACUCUAAUUUUCUGAAACUAAAUAUGGAAAAAACAUGAGAUCAUCAUCAUUGGUACUCCAGCACUUACCACCAAAGUUCCCGCUGACUUUACUUGUGAUAUUACUGGCACUUUAAUUACUCCAUCUAGUAUCGUUAGAAAUCUCGGUGUUAUGUUUGACCCAUCUCUUUCAUCUCAGUAUCAUAUUAACUCUCUCUCUAAAUUGGCAUUUUUUCACUUACGAUGAAUAGUCCAGCUCCGUCUUUUCAUUAGUACCAAAGAUGCAGAAACUCUCAUUCACGCUUUUGUCUCAUCUCGUCUCGAUUACUGUAAUGCCCUUUUCAUUGGCUUGCCAGCUAGGCAGCUGGGGAAGUUGUGGCCUAAUGGUUAGAGAGUCGGACUUGUAAUCCACAGGUUGCGAGUUCGAGUCUCAGGCUGGCAGGAAUUGUAGGUGGGGGGAGUGAAUGUCCAGCGCUCUCUCCACCCUCAAUACCAUGACUGAGGUGCCCUUGAGCAAGGCACCGAACCCCUAACUGCUCCCCAGGCGCCACAGCAUAAAUGGCUGCCCACUGCUCCGGGUGUGUGUGUUCACUGCUGUGUGUGUGCACGUUGGAUGGGUUAAAUGCAGAGCACAAGUAUGGGUCACCAUACUUGGCCGUAUGUCACUUCACUUUCACUUACCACUAUUGCUAGAUUACAGUAUAUUCAAAACUCAGCCGCUCGUAUUCUCACUCGCACCAAGCGUUCAGCCCACAUCACCCCUAUUCUAGCUGAUCUGCACUGGCUACCAGUGGCCUAUCGUAUCACGUUUAAAAUUAUCCUGCUUACUUUUAAAGCUUUGAAUGGUCUGGCCCCUUACUAUCUUUGCAAUCUGCUCCUCCCCUAUUCUCCACCACGUUCAUUGCGGUCCUCUGAUUCUCGUCUUCUCACCAUCCCUCGAUAUCGCCUCUCUUCCAUGGGGGGCAGAUCGUUUAGUGUUGUUGCCCCUAAAUUAUGGAACUCUCUACUAGGGCUGGGAAUCGAUUCCAAAAAGAAUCCUCGAUUCCGAGGCGUUGGGAAUCGAGAGUCGAUUCCAAAUGUUGGAAUCGAUUCCAUCAAGGGAAUCGACUCCAAAAUCCAUCCCGUAGCAGAUUUAAUUUGUCAACUCAAUCACGUAGUUAACCUUGAAUAAAAAAGACUUCGAAAAUUACAAAGAUAGGUCCAGUUGUGACACACAUAAUGCCAUCAGAAACUUCUACAAACGUAAUGUUAUGGUUUAUGGUAGGAUAAGGAGUUUUUAGUAUUUAUUUCAGCAUUGCGUAGGAAAUUCUCACUGAUACUGACAUGACCAAUGAAAUCUUUAGAAUCGGUUGCUGGGCGGGAUUUGCUCUUAACUGGUUGUGGUUAGGAAAAGAAAUCUGAUCUCUCUGUCAUCAUUCAUCACACGAAGAAGAAUGCCGCCAAGGUCAACAUCAGCAGUCUGGUGAUAUUUUACUUAAGAAUCAACAAAAAAUGAAGUUAAAUGCCAAAUUUGCGAUAAAAAGUUAGCAUAUAAUAAAACAACAUCACCAAUGAUUAAACAUCUUAGGGCUGUCCAGAAAAAGGAGGUGACAGAGGAGGAUCAGGUAACAAUUAACGUUAGCUAAUCUGAUGCACCAUUUUAAAUCAGAUUUGGGAUAGUUCACCCAUGAAAAUUUGAUUACUCACCUUAAGGCCAUCCACCAUAAACGCACAUCAAGGAGCACAAAAUUAAUAUCCGUGGCUCCUGGAGUUAUAUUUUUACAGCGAAAUCAGAUUAUUUUCCGCGAACUGAUUCAGUUCGUUUCAAUGAACUGGUUCAAUUAACAAUUUCGUUUAGUAAUCACGCAAUGACGUAACUAAUAUGCAGUUAUAUUAUUAAAUCACCCAAUAAUAAUGCGAACUGUUUCAGAAGUUUCAGUCCGAUUUGGUGAACUGAUUCACUUAGUUCCCCAAAAGAACCGGUUAAAAAAAGCUUAAUUCGUGAACCUGACAUCAUUCUAGACUGUUUGCCUGAGAAGCUAUGGAUUAGGCCUACAUGUAAUAAUGUUGUAACUAAUGUUCACUUUCUUGCACAGAUGGCCAGUUUUGGUGUAUAAGACCUCAAUAUAUUGUCAGUAUAGCAGUGCUGGGCUGUAACUAGUUACAGUAAUGAUAUUACUUUAUAUUAUUUAUGGGGAAUAUACAAAAUUACAACUUCUUUGUGGCAUGAAAGAAAAGUAAAAUAACUAGUGUAACUUAUUCCUGUUGCCAGAAAGUAAUAAGUAAAGUAAUAAUAUUACUUACUUUUGAAAGGAGUAAUUCGUAAUGAGUAAUAUAUUAUAUUUUUUGCGUAACUAGCACAACACUGGUCAGGAGUCACAGGCAUUCAUUUGUGUUCUCAAAAACCAGUAGCUGCUGAUAUGCAUUUUAUGAAGCACCAAGGACCAAGGUUUCAGCUAAAAAGAAUUCUUUACUGUUCUACCGAAGAAAAAAGUCAGUUACAUCUUGGAUGGCCUGUGGGUGAGUAAAUUAACAGUAAAUUUACAUUUUUGGGUGGACUUAAGCAGAUUAAUUUGAAGAUUUAAAAGACAGAUUUAGGUAGCCUUAUUAACUCUGGAGGGAUUUCAUUUUUCCAAAUCGCUAUUCCCUGGGAAAAAAAAAAAGGAUGAGGAGGGAGCAACUCCGCCUGCCUCGAAGAAGUUUUUGGUUCAGACAUCAAUUGAACAACAGUUUGGUGCCAAGAUUCCGUACCCUGGUAAGUGUAUAAAUCAAAUGAUACAGUAGUAGUUAGUGUUGUCAAAAGACCCGGUACUUCGGUACCAAGUCGGUACUAAAAAAGUGAAAAUGUCACGGUACCAGGUUUUUUUAAGUACCGGUGGUACCGAGUACCCGGUCAACCCGGUUCUUGACGCCAGACGUUCGAUGAUUUCCGCGAUGCAGAAAACGCGGACGGAAUCUCGGAAUCCAGUUAUAAAAACGGAAUUUACAGUUUAGCACGGAAUGUCACGGAAUUUGUCAAAGUUUGGAUGAAUGAAUCAAAAGUAGGUCAUUGCACUUAAAUCAAGUCGCGACGUGGAUUAGUAUCUGUAAAUAUCAAGCCGCAAAAGUCGAUUCAAAUAUGAAUCCCGCAUGUUCUGCGAGUCUCUGUGUGAGUGAAUGAAUGGCAGAGACGCGCGUUUUUUUUCUUUUUUUUACUACAUACACUGAAGCGCGCAUGACGCUCGCGGUGAUUCAACAUCUGCCGUCUCAAUGAGGACAUAAAUACAUAAACAACAUCUACAGAACUGCUCUGAGAGUCCCCUCGCGAGCAUUUUACCGUUUCAUUGAGUAAAACCAGCGUCAUAUCAUAUAGCUACACACAGAAAUGUAAAGGUAUUCACGGCAACCCGUCAAAAUAAAAGUUAAUCUUAAAGACAUUGUGCCAGAAAUAUAAUUUUAUAUAUAUAUAUAAUUUAUUUAUUUUUUUUUAAAAAGAAGUCACAAUAUUUCUUCCAUAUUUUAAUUUUAAUAGUAAAUCCCCUUUAUUUACCAAAACAAUAUAAUGUGUUUAAAUUUAAUUAAAAGACAAAUUAAAUUUGGGUGAAACUUGUUUACUGUUUUUCAUACUUUUAUUACUUGCGGAAAAAGUUGAAACACAAUUUAAAUAAAGUAUAAAGAAUGGCAUUGAUUUUUGUACAUUUUUAUUUUUGUUUGACUUUAUUAAAAAUAGUGUGUUUUUUUUAAUUAGCAUGUGGUACCGAAAUUGGUACCGAGAACCGUGGAUUUUGACUGGUAUCAGUACCGAAUACUGAAAUUUUGGUACCGUGACAACACUAGUAGUAGUCUAAAUGAUGUAGGGUGUGCAAUAUUGACAAAAAAGGAUAUCUCAAUAUUUUCUGGGAUUUUAUCAAUAACGAUAAUUAGACAAUAUUUUGCUGAGUGUUAUUGUGCUGAUAUCUUAAGGACUACCGUGGACAGAUGACUCCUGGAUUUUUUGAUAUUCUUCAUAUUCGUGGUCAGUUCAUAGCAAUGAUAGAAAUGAAUCUUUUACAAUAAGUUUUAAUAUAUUUUUACCUUUAUGAGCAUUUUUACCUUUAUAAAGCAAUUAUUUCUAAAAGUAUGCAUCAUCUUUUGAGUCAAAUUCUUACAUUUAUCCAGUUAGUUAGAAUAAGAAGACAUUUGGGCUGUUACCAAGCAAAUGAAAUCAGUAUAAACAAAAUUCAUCUUUGCAAUGCAGAGGAAACACAGAAGAUGCAUCUGAAGUGGCAUUUAGAUGCAUUUACUCACUGUUUAAUGCAGCUUGAAGGGACAUGAAAUGCUUUAACCUGCAGUACGUUACAAAUACAUACAUAAUGUUUUGAUAUGUUUUUUUUACAUUAAACGUGGAAUAUUGAUAUUUGAAAUUAUUUAAAAAUGAAAAGAUACUUUAAAUGUGAAAUUAAACCCACCAGUAGAUGGCAGCAAGUCACUGUUAAUAAAUGAGUCAUUGCGAUUGAACCGAAUCAUUUAAACAGUUGAUUCAUUUAGGAACGAAACACCUUCAUGUUGCUCAGAGACGCAAAACAGUGCUGUAGCUGUGUUGGAAUUAUUUUUGUUGGCGAAAUAGAACAAAAGCAGGAAAUAUGGUGUCUAAAACGUAAGUGUCUUAAUAUAAACUAAUUGUUUGAACUGUUGUAUAAAAUCAAUAUCACAUUUAAAAUCAUGCUAAUUUUUGGAUAAAAAAGGCACUCUAGCUUCGUGUGAUAUUGAUUAACUAUAUGAAAUUAUAUAAAUAUAUACAUUUUCUGACCCCAUGUCUUCAAUUAUGUGAUCAUUGUAAAAGCAUUUUUAAUAGACUGAACCAUGCAGUGAUAGAACGCACUAGUUUAACCUUACUAGACUUCAUCACGUAAUGUUUGCCUGCGGUGUGGAUUUGUUUUGUUUGCUUUUCGCGAUAUACUUGAUAAUAUCAAAUCGCACAUCGUUAAAACAACAAUUAUGAUAUUAUCGCAGACGAUAUCGCACACCCCUAGCUGUAGCAAUGCGAGUCUUAGUUGGUUAGUUAGGGUUAUUUUGUUUUUCAAGACUUUUUAAAAAUGUAUUUCCUUUAUCUGCCUCAUUUUAUUAUUGUUCUUUCAUUGCAGCUCAUAGUCUUCCCAAACAAAAAAUUUAUCAAAAGCUAAUCGAGUUUAUAGUUAAGGACAUGCAUCUGUUGUGGAAGAUGGUUUUCGAGCACUGGUGAACACACUGGACCCAAAGUACAGAAUUCCUUAUCCAGGAAAGAUAUAAAAAAAGAGAAGCAAGCUCUGAAGGACCAGCUCACUGUACGUCCGAGUAACUAAUUUUAUUUUCCUAUUUGCCAUUAUUUCCCUUCUAUUUCAAUAUGCUGUGUUGUUUUCUUCUUUUCAAAAUGCAAAAUGUUAAAUUAAUGUAUUUAUAAUUUGAUUAAUCUUGUAUUAAUCACCAUAUACUGAACAAUGUAGAUGGCAAUUAAUUAUUUGUUAAUAUGACAAAUAUCAGUGACAGUCCAUUAUAUUACACAUGACUUGGUCCAUAAUUUUUAAAUCAUUUUGACCAAAAAACAUUUUUUAUUCAUAAAAGUAAAAGGAAAGUAUCAUAACCAUUUUAAUGAUUAUUAUGAUUGUUUCAUCGGUAACACUUUACAAUAAGGUGUCAUUUGUUAACAUUAGUUAAUGUAUUAACUAACAUGAACAAACAAUGAACACUGCAUUUAUUACACUUUUUAUUAAUCUUUGUUAAUGUUAAUUAAUGAAAAUAUAGUUGUUCAUUGUUUAUUCAUGUUAGUUCACAGUGCAUUAACUAAUGUUAACAAACACAACUUGUGAUUUUAAUAAUGCAUUAGUAAAUGCUGAAAUUAACAUUAACUAAGAUUAAUAAAUGCUGUAGAAGUACUGUUCAUUCUUAGUUCAUGUUUACUAAUGUUGUUAAUUAAUGUUAACUAAUGAACCUUAUUGUAAAGUGUUACCGUUUCAUCAUUUAAUCAUUUAUGGAGACAUUAUAAACAUAAAUAUAAUUUAUAUAAAUAUAUAAGUUCUGGAACAAAGUGUCUCAAAAUGAUGGAACGGGUUAAAUAAUGACAUAUCUUUACAUUAAUUUAUUUUCAGGCUGUACAAAGUGUUUGUCUUACAACAGACCUAUGGACAUCUGUUGCCAUGGAAUCAUAUAUUUCUGUGACAGCACAUUAUAUUACUGAUGAUUUCUCACUAGAGUCCAAAUUACUGGAGGUUGAAAGGUAAGAUUAUUUUUUAUUUUUUUGCAUGUGUAAAUUUGCAGGGAGAGUUCAGAUAUAAACACAGUGUCUCAUUAGGCAAUGCUUUUAUUCUUUCUUUCUUCGUUAAUGUUUUCUUUUGUUUUAAUUAAAAUUAUAUAAUUUCAUAUAUAGUAUACUAGGGAAUAGAUCUGGUAGCUUCACUAAUUAUGAUGUCAUGAGCGAUCCAGUUCUCUAUAUAGAUUAGUGGGUGGGACUAUCUUUAGUACAAUUGUUGGCAGAUUGGAAGUAGUUUUUUAGUAGUUAAUUGAAGUCGUUUUGAAAACUUAAUAUUUUUUGUAAAAUUUCAUUUGGUGAUGCUAGUCUUCAGAUUUAACAGUCAAGUAACUAGGUGCAUAAUGAGCUCAUCUAAGUAUUAUUUCUUUUUUGGAUUUGAAGGAAGACACACAGCAGAUGGCAUAGCCACCCACCUCCGCAGUAUUCUAUUGGAGUGGGGACUUCAGGACAAAGUUUUUUGCGUUACAACGGACAAGGGUGCAAAUGUGGUUCCAGCUGUGAAGAAAAUGAACCUGAGACAUCUGCCAUGUUUUGCGCACACUCUUAAUCUCAUCGUCAAAGACAGUCUUGCUGCAGUCCCUGAGCUAGAUGAUUUGAGAUCCAGAGUGAGGAGAGUGGUUGGAUUUUUUAGAUCCAGCUGCACAGCAAAAGAAAAGCUUGAAAGCUUGCAGAAAGACCUGAAAAUGCCCCAGCUUCGUCGUCUUCAAGAAGUAGAAACUCGAUGGAAUUCCACCUAUUUGAUGUUCGAAAGAUUUUUUAACCUCCGGGAACCCCUAUCUGCAGCUAUGAGCAACAUGGACCUGCCCAUGUUUUUCCCCCAGGACUGGACUGCAAUGGCUGAUGCCAUUGAGGUCCUGAAACCAUUCCUGGAAGUGACCGUGGAGAUGUCUGCUGAAAGUCAUGUCACAUCCUCCAAGUUAAUUAUUUUAGUACGCAACCUGCAGAAACUGACAACAAGUAUGGCCAACAGUUAUGCACCAGAGUCUGUUGGUCAGAGGCUAGCUAGCACUCUAAACAAGCAUCUGACCAAAAGGUGUGGAGACUACGAAUCAACAAGGUUUGUAUAGAUUAAAUCACAGGAUAUAUCUCUGUAUACAAUUAAUUUAUAACUCAGUUUGUUUGAUUAUUAUUGCCACAUGUACAACUUUUAGAUAUCUCGCAGUAUCGAUACUUUUAAAAAAGUAGCCUUUGCCAUGGAGACAAAUGCAGAGAUGGCUGUUCGAGCGUUAACAUCCGAAGCCAGCCAACUGAAUGCUGUGGAAUGCCACCCAGAGGCAACAACUUCAGAUGCACCACUCACACAACAACAAACCAGGGCUAGUUAUGUGUGGUCUGAUUUUGAUUUGAAGGUUAGAUUUACUCAUCAGAUUCUUGGAAAUACUGUAAGCAUUAAUAAAUGUGACCCUGGACCACAAAACCAGUCAUAUAGCACGGGUAUAUUUGUAGCAAUAGCCAAAAAUACAUUGUAUGGGUCAAAAUUAUCAAUUUUUCUUUUAUGCCAAAAAUCAUUAGGAUAUUAAGUAAAGAUCAUGUUCUAUGAAGAUAUUUUGUAAAUUUCCUACUGUAAAUAUAUCAAAACUUCAUUUUUGAUUAGUAAUAUGCAUUUCUAAGAAUUCAUUUGGACAACUUUAAAGGCGAUUUUCUCAAUAUUUAGAUUUUUUUGCACCCUCAGAUUCCAGAUUUUCAAAUAGUUGUAUCUCAGCCAAAUAUUGUCCGAUCCUAACAAACCAUACAUCAAUGGAAAGCGUAUUUAUUCAGCUUUCAGAUUAUUUAUAAAUCUCAAUUUCAGAAUAUUGACCCUUAUGACUGUGGUCCAUGGUCACAAAUAAGAAAAUGGUUGAAUUUUUUUUUUUUUUUUUUUGUCCCUUCCAGGUCGAGGGACCUAGUUGGCCAGAUUUUUUUUUUGUUACUCGCACACCUUUAAAAACAAACAAACACAAUGGAGACUGAGGCUGUCAGUGUCUUUUACUGUGUUACUUUGAAGAAAAUACUCCACUGAUCUCAAUAUCUGUCUCUCUCUGUAUGUCUGUCUCGCUCUCUCUCACAGGUGAGUCAGCAAAAAAACAACAACAUGGAUAUCAUCUCUGAAGUGAAAAUGUACCUCUGCCAGCCAAAUGUCAACAGAAUGUCUUUACCAUUGUACUUCUGGCACGAACAAGGACAAAGGUUCCCAAACUUGCAGAC
Molecule: messenger RNA, 23599 nt
Organism: Onychostoma macrolepis
Lineage: Eukaryota; Metazoa; Chordata; Actinopteri; Cypriniformes; Cyprinidae
Exons: 2
Coding region: 13743-14708 (321 amino acids)
Molecular function (GO): catalytic activity
Source: RefSeq, a predicted model, not a curated record